GGAUUGUGUUUUUCUGGUAAGUAAAUUGCAGGGGGCGAUAAUGGCUGCAAAAGAGGGGAAACGUGAAGAGUUUGUAUACAGAAUCAGUACCGCCAUAGAAUGGGAAGAGUUGCAGAAGAAUGGGUCAACUCUGGGUGGAGAUCUUGAUAAGUCAACGGGUUGCUUCCAUCUUAGCAACCUCGAUCAGCCCACAUUGCAAAUUUUUUUCUUGGACAAUAAAGAGGAUCUCUACCUUCUUCAAGUUGAUACUAAGAAGCUUGGAGAUGGAUUGAUAUAUGAAGUUGUAGAUGGUGUGAAUAGCUUUCCUCAUUUCUAUGGGCCGGGGAGGAGUUUCAGUCCUCUUCCCUUGGAUGCAGUUGUGAGAGCAGAGAAAUUGUCUUUUUCAGAUGGUCAAUUCACUUGUAGCCUUCUGAGUUAAAUUGUGUAAUGGGUGUUUGUAUUUUGCCUUAAAGACAACACAGAGCUUUGUUGUUAAUGUAUGUUGUAUAAACAGCUGUUGAAGAAUAAGGGAUAGUUCUGAAGUAUUUUACUUGUUAGAGUUGGAUGGAUGUGGAAAUUAUAUUUAUAAAUGGAAUAAACUCAAGCCCAUCCUGCAUAA
Molecule: messenger RNA, 598 nt
Organism: Carica papaya (papaya)
Lineage: Eukaryota; Viridiplantae; Streptophyta; Magnoliopsida; Brassicales; Caricaceae
Product: dihydroorotate dehydrogenase
Source: RefSeq, a predicted model, not a curated record